This is a messenger RNA of Myotis brandtii (Brandt's bat), 1340 nucleotides long. RefSeq names its product family with sequence similarity 210, member B (gene MIMS2). The transcript has 3 exons. The record is from RefSeq and is a predicted model, not a curated record. Lineage: Eukaryota; Metazoa; Chordata; Mammalia; Chiroptera; Vespertilionidae. The annotation marks the transcript as partial. Gene Ontology annotation, cellular component: mitochondrion.
GCGGCCCGCGGGGACUGCGGCGGCCACCAGAACCCCAGCAAAACCACCACGACAACAGUCAGCGACCUCAGCAAAACAGAGGAGAAAAAGCAAAGCAAGUCACAGCAGCUGAAGAAGGUUUUCCAAGAAUAUGGAGCCGUCGGCAUGUCGGUGCACAUUGGAAUCUCCUUAGUCUCCCUGGGCAUGUUUUACAUGGUUGUUUCGAGUGGUGUGGACAUGUCAGCCAUCCUGCUUAAGCUCGGAUUUAAGGAGUCAUUGGUCCAGUCAAAAAUGGCCGCGGGCACAAGCACCUUCGUGGUGGCCUACGCCAUCCACAAGCUGUUUGCACCCGUCAGAAUCAGCAUCACCUUGGUUUCCGUGCCCUUGCUUGUCAGGUAUUUUCGGAAAGUGGGAUUUUUUAAACCUCCCCCUGCAAACCCUUGAUGAACUCUUCAACUGUGGGCCUGGAGACCCCUUUCUGUUAAAUUACACAAUUCGGAUUGAUUUUAAGGUUGUAGGGAUUUGUUUGUUUGUUUGUUUGUUUGGGGGGGCAGGGGCUACUUUCUGUGUUCUCAUGGAUAAGUUUUACUUUUGCCAGCAAAAUUCGAGUGUUUAAGUAAUUGUAAUUUGUCUUGCUUUAUAAAUUUUGUUAGGGCUACUCACCAUAGGGCUUAUAUGCAUUAUCUAAAUUGUCAGCAAAACAUCACAAAUGAGUCGUCAUCGUCAGCUGUUAGCUUACUAGCGUACUUUAGAACUGUUCCUCUGAAAGAUGGCCCUAGGGGUCCAUCUUUGUUCACAUUCUUAAAGAGCAACGAUUCAUUAAGCUAAUUUUAAAAUUCCCUUUCCUCCAGUAUUUGUGGUCAGGCUGCCUGCGGUUUAAUAUGCAAUAUUCUGCAGAACAGCUGCCAGUGUUGCCAUUAAUGAAGCAGAAUUGAAGACUUAACAAUAUGUAAUAAUUAGCAUCAACACCUUUACAUUCAUUACACUUGUCUGGGGGAAAGGAAAACAAGUAUUUCCGGUGUUUCCUUAGUCCCCAAAUCCCGUCAAAUCCAGACAAGCCGGGGCCUAGCUCAGGUUUUUCUCAAAUUUCAUGAAAGUAGGUCAGGGUCAUUUGUCUCUGUCCAGGUGAAAUGUGGAAACUUGUCCAGCGGUAAUGGCGUCCUGUGGCUCCUGCAGCCCAGGUCCUCAGAGGAUGUGGACAUUGCACAUAUAGAAAGCUGAGACAGUCCUGGCCUAACCCUGUAGCUCAAACUCCAAACAUUCCAGAACUGUCAGUGUUUACAUUCUGUUGCUGCUUAUAUUUUUCAACUAUGUUAAAAUUAUGUACAGUAACAGAAAGAUUUUGAAUCUCGCUCUAAAAA